Messenger RNA from Drosophila elegans, 820 nucleotides. It is a transcript of the gene RpL10, whose product is annotated as 60S ribosomal protein L10. Bases 75 to 731 code for a protein of 218 amino acids. Gene Ontology annotation, cellular component: ribosome; cytosolic large ribosomal subunit. Gene Ontology annotation, molecular function: structural constituent of ribosome. Gene Ontology annotation, biological process: ribosomal large subunit assembly; translation. The transcript is spliced from 5 exons. The record is from RefSeq and is a predicted model, not a curated record. NCBI's taxonomy places the organism in Eukaryota, Metazoa, Arthropoda, Insecta, Diptera, Drosophilidae.
GCGACGAGACCUUUUCUGCUUCCGUUCAAUCACAUCUUCCUUUUUACGUACGCUUCGUUAGAAAAGGGGUAAAAAUGGGCCGACGUCCAGCAAGAUGCUACCGCUAUUGUAAAAAUAAGCCUUAUCCUAAAUCACGGUUUUGUCGGGGUGUUCCGGACCCCAAAAUUCGUAUUUUUGAUUUGGGAAGAAAGAAGGCUACUGUUGAAGAUUUCCCCCUUUGCGUUCAUUUGGUUUCUGACGAAUAUGAACAACUAAGUAGUGAAGCUUUGGAAGCUGGACGCAUUUGUUGCAACAAGUAUUUGGUAAAAUACUGCGGAAAGGAUCAGUUCCACAUCAGAAUGCGUCUACACCCAUUCCAUGUCAUUCGUAUUAACAAAAUGUUGUCGUGCGCUGGAGCUGAUAGACUCCAGACCGGAAUGAGAGGUGCGUUUGGAAAGCCGCAGGGUACGGUGGCCCGAGUUCGUAUUGGACAACCAAUUAUGUCUGUCCGCUCAAGCGAUCGUUACAAGGCUCAAGUUAUUGAAGCGUUGCGUCGUGCUAAGUUUAAGUUCCCUGGACGUCAGAAGAUUUACGUCUCCAAGAAAUGGGGAUUUACCAAGUACGAACGGGAGCGCUAUGAGGAACUUCGUGAUGACAACCGCCUAGAGCCCGAUGGUUGCAAUGUAAAAUACCGCCCCGAGCAUGGUCCAAUUGCGGCUUGGGAAAAAGCUCAGCGUGAAGUUUAUGCUUAAUUAAAUUGCAACUGAAAUGUCGCAUAAACAAGUAUAAACUAUGUAAAUCGGAAACAAUAUAAAUAAAUAUUAUUUAUAUUGUUCACAUA